AUGAUGACACCUCCCAACUUUGUUUUCUAUGUGACAUGUCUGAUGUUGGGAAAUAUAGUUCAGUUGACUCAACAGAAUUUCUCGGUAACUCAUAAGCAAGAGAGACAGUUUGUAUCAGCUAUUGUUGGUCAACGCUUGACUUUACAAUGUUUCUAUGAAGCCAACGAUGCAACAAGGUUCUACUGGUACAAGCAGAGUCUUGGACAGAAACCAAAGCUCAUCUCUACUCAGUAUGUAUUUAAAGCAAAUGGGACUUUUCAUGAUGAAUUCAAGAACAAUCCACGCUUCACCCUGGAUACAGAAAUAGGGAAAAACCACUUGUAUAUAACAGACUUGCAGAAGUCAGACUCAGGUACUUACUACUGUGCAAGGCGGGUUUCUUUAGUCCUAGAAUUUGCAGAAGGCACUACUGUCAGUGUAAAAGGUUCAGGAUUAAACAUCAAAGCUUUAGUGCAGCAGUCAGCAUCUGAGACCAUCCAGCCAGGAGGCUCUGUGACUCUGAACUGUACAGUACACACUGGGACCUGUGAUGAAGAUCAUAGUGUUUACUGGUUCAAAGACUCUGGAGAUUUUUACCCAGGACUUCUUUACACCCAUGGAGGCAGGAACGAUCAGUGUGAGAAGAACGAACAAACAUACAACUGCACUUACAACCUGCCAGUGAAGAGCAGAAACGUAUCUCAUUCCUGUACCCAUUCCUGUGCUGUUGCCUCAUGUGGACACAUACUGUUUGGAAGUGGGACAAAACUGGACUUUGAAGAUAAUCGUGCUUCUUUCUGGACUUUCUGGAGUGGUGCCUUUGCAUUUACCUCCAUCCUGAGUGUACUGCUGGCUUUCUUACUGUGUAUGAGCGAUAACUGUGGCUGUGAAUCUUCAGAGGGUUUCCAAACAUCAGAAAAGCUCAUUUUUGCUGUUUCAACUGUCAACCUGUGCAACCGAUCAAAAAGUCAGAGAGAUCAGACCUGGAGUGAAUGUGCGUACUACAGUGUGAGGCUACAGUAG
Molecule: messenger RNA, 1002 nt
Organism: Pelmatolapia mariae (spotted tilapia)
Lineage: Eukaryota; Metazoa; Chordata; Actinopteri; Cichliformes; Cichlidae
Product: immunoglobulin kappa light chain-like
Exons: 4
Coding region: 1-1002 (333 amino acids)
Biological process (GO): response to bacterium
Source: RefSeq, a predicted model, not a curated record